Molecule: messenger RNA, 3533 nt
Organism: Neogale vison (American mink)
Lineage: Eukaryota; Metazoa; Chordata; Mammalia; Carnivora; Mustelidae
Gene: VSIG1
Product: V-set and immunoglobulin domain containing 1
Exons: 13
Coding region: 1126-2313 (395 amino acids)
Biological process (GO): epithelial cell morphogenesis; maintenance of gastrointestinal epithelium
Cellular component (GO): plasma membrane
Source: RefSeq, a predicted model, not a curated record
GCUAUCCGGUCCGCUCGAGCUGACGGAGCCUGAAGUCAGGACUCUAACUUUUAUUUUCUGAGGAGGGGAGGGAGAGAAGACAUGACGCCUUUGGCAAUCCGGGAAAACUGUUGACCGUUCCUGGAGGAAAAAAAAAGAAGAAGAAGCUGCAGCAGCACACGGUUUGCAUGGUUUGCAUGCAAGCAGCGAGGGCUCCUGGGCCCGUGGAUGGCCCCCAGAUCAUGGCUUCAAGCGGGGAGAAAUCUCAUAUAGGUCACCUUAGGAUCUACCAUCGUGUCUUUGGAUUGUUGAGAGGAGGAAUGGAACAGGCGCACUAAGCUGUGCCUUCAUACAAAGCCCACCAAGACCAUUCCCUAAAGUCACACUCCUGAAUCUUCCUGAUUUGCCAGAAUGAACAGUUGAAAGAAAAGAAAAGAUAUGGAACCUGCUUGUACUUGGAGUUUAUUGUCUGAACAGAAAGGUUGUACCGAUGCCUUAUCUCUCCUACUUCUUGUGGGGUACUGGCAGCUAUUCUCAGUACCAGUCAGUGGCUCACUGAUCUGGAAUUUAGUGAAACCAAAUUGGAAGCUUCAGCUUUGAAAUUGCUUUGUGAAGGCUUAAAAGAUCCAAACUGCAAAUUACGGAAGCUCAACUAGCUGUGAGUCCCUCGCCCAAGUCCUGAGCUCCACCUGGUGCCUGACAAGGCUGCUUCUAAUUAAUAACAAAAUUGAAGAUUUGGGACUGAAAUUGCUGUGCAAAGGAUUAAAACAGCCUGACUGUCAGUUAAAGGAUCUGGCACCGUGGACCUGCCACCUGACUGGAGAGUUUUGUCAGGAUCUGUGGAAUGUGCUCUACACUAAUGAGUACUUAAGAGACCUUGACCUCAGUGAUAAUGCCUUAGGGGACAAGGGCAUGCAGGUGCGAUGUGAAGGGCUGAAAGACCCCUCCUGCAGACUGCAGACCUUGAGGUUAUCACACUGUCAUCUCACAGUUGUGUGCUGUGGAGCCCUUGCCUCUGUCAAUAGAAAUGAGAACCUAACAUUGCUAGACCUAAGUAGAAACCACCUUAAGAUUUUGGAAUGCAAAUGCUGUGUGAUGCACUGAUUCAGCCAAUAUGUAAACUACAGACAUUCUAGUCAAGUUAGUAUGGUGCAAGUAACCAUCCCAAACAGUGUUGUGAAUGUGACUGUUGGAUCUGAUGUCACACUUGUCUGCACCUAUACUAGCACUGUGGCCUCCCGGGACAAGCUCUUCAUCCUGUGGUCAUUCAUUCACAAGAAGGACUUGCCACCAGCUUCCAUUUACUAUUCUGAAGGUGGACAAGCCGUAGCCAUCGGGCAAUUUAAAGAUCGACUUGUAGGGUCCAACGAUCCAGAUAACGCCUCUAUCACCAUUUCACAUAUGCAACCAGCAGAUAGUGGUGUCUACAUCUGCGAUGUUAACAACCCCCCUGACUUCACCGGAAAUAAUCAAGGCAUCCUUCAAGUCAAUGUGUUAGUCAGACCUUCUAAGCCCUUUUGUAGCAUCCAAGGAGUACCAGAAACUGGCCAUCCAAUAUCUCUUUCUUGCCUCUCUGUGCUCGGGACACCUUCUCCUGUAUAUUACUGGUAUAAACUCAAAGGUGGAGACAUCAUCCCAGUGAAAGAAAACUUCAACCCAGCCACUGGGACUUUGGUUAUUGGAAAUCUGACCAGUUUUGAACAAGGUUAUUACCAGUGCACGGCUAGCAACAGCCUUGGCAACAGUUCCUGCGAAAUUGAUCUAACUUCUUCCCAUCCGGAAGUUGGAAUCAUCGUUGGGGCGCUGGUGGGUACCCUGUUGGGUGCUGCCAUCAUCACCUCUGUUGUGUGCUUUGCAAGGAGCAAGGCCAAGGCCAAGGCAAAGGGGAAGGAAAGGAAGAGAAAUUCAAAAACCAGCACAGAACUUGAACCAAUGACAAAGAUAAACCAAAGUACAGAGCUCGAGGCAAUGGCGGGGGAACAUGCUCUCCAGCUCGAAGCGACUCUGCCACCUUCUGGCCACGAGAAUGACCCCACUACCACCCUGGGUCCAGAUCAUGAGCCGACCCCGGAGCCGGAGCUGGAGCCUGAGUCUGUCUGGGAGCCAGCCCCACAGCCUGCCCUAGAGCAAGAGCCUGUCCCAGAGCUAGAGCCUGUUCCAGAGUCGGAGCCUGUCCUGGAGCCAGAGCCUGUCCCGGUGCCUGAGCUGGAUACAGAGCUGGAGCCUGAGCCAGAGACAGAGCCAGAGCUGGAGCCGGAGCCAGAGUCUGAUCCCGAGCCUGGGAUUGUAACGGAGCCCUUGUGCGACAGGGAAAAGGGAGUGAAAAAGCCAUAGGCUAGUAGCCAAGUACAGUGUUCAUCAGUAGGGAACACAUUACUGGCAUUUGGAGUUGCCCUAGCCAGUCUCCCACCAUGUCCCUCUCUUCUGACCUGCCCUCUUCUAACAAGGUGCUCCUGCCUUUGAUCCAAAAUAAAUAGGUCAAGAUAAAUGCAAGGGUUCCUCUGUUACUUUCACUCUAACAUGUAAGUGUGACUAAUGACAAAGCAAGUAACUUUCUAAUUCAGUUGAAGGCAUUUUGCAGCAAUAUCUACAUUGUACUUUGGAAAAUCUCAUUUCUCUAUUUUCAGCUACUCUGUUACAUUCCGCAUGCACACAUGACAAGGUGGCAUUAACUGGAUUCAAUGCUAUUCCUAGGAUCAGUUGGUCAGGGCUUCUCUAAUUCAUUUUCACAAUGGCCACAAAGACAAAAAUUUGCCAGCAUUCUUUGAGAGAGAUGGGAGGGGGGAGAAAUCCUCAAAAAUUCCAGAGGAGGAUAUGUAAAGGGCACAUAUUCAAAUGAGGUCUUAAAAAAAUCAGUGCUUCAUUUAUCAUAUUAGAUUUCCCAAGGAACCACCCUGCUAUACAAGAUCUUGAGCACAGCAAAGUUUUUAAAUAACCUUAUUUUUAAAUGCUAGAUGAUGUACAGGCAAACAAUUCCAAAUAACGUGUUCCUUAGAUGACCACAAAAUGUUAGGAUCAUGGGUGGUGUACAAUUUAGCUUCUAAUGAGAUGUUAUCACUCUGUCUGAUCCUAUCUACUUUAGAAGGGCCAGAAUAGGAAACUGUUCUAAAUGAACACUUAAGAUCUGUUUUAGAUAAUCUGAACUAAUUAUUUAAUCUGUUUCACUGUUGGGAUAUUCCACAUUAAUAGAUACCAUUUUUGUAUAAAUGCUAACUAUUAACUAACAUGCUAAAAUGUUUUUUCCAUUGAUUGUAUUUUCCCCACAUUCCACUUGAAGAAAUUUGUAGGUAGACUUUCUCAUUUGUGUAAUCAGAUUUUAAAUCUUAUUUUGAGGCUCAAUAAAUUAUCAAUAAAAUCUUAUUUGAAUGAUCCUAAGGUAAAUCUUUUAUUAAUGUUAUCGACAUAUACUUCAUGUACAAUAAAGCACACCCAUUUCAUGUGUAUCAUUUGAUGAGUUUUGACAGAUGUAUAUGCCCAUGAAACCACCACAGUUUAAAUAGAGCAUUUCCACCAAAUCCAAAGUGUUUUUGAUGCCUCUUUGUGCAAUCCCACCA